Molecule: messenger RNA, 2010 nt
Organism: Drosophila obscura
Lineage: Eukaryota; Metazoa; Arthropoda; Insecta; Diptera; Drosophilidae
Exons: 3
Coding region: 229-753 (174 amino acids)
Source: RefSeq, a predicted model, not a curated record
ACUAAUCGGUAUUUAAUUUUUCACCGCCAAAAUUUCUUAUCGGUUUUUGUAUCAUCCCUGAUUUUGCUCGCAAAACUUUUCUGCGGUCAGUUUGCCGCCAAAAUUGCGAACAGUGUAAAGAGCCACUAAAACAACAUUGAAUUCACUUACAUUUAUGCGGCAUGUCAGCCGACUACAUACUACAUACAAGUGAGAAACGGGAAUUGUCCACAGGGACAGCGAAAAACUAUGUAUGUCCAGUCGCAACAGCAACAGCGGCGCAGCAGAACCACGGGACGCGGCGAAUGUUUCACUGUCGGAUGGAGCAUGAAGAGCCACUUUCUGGGCACCUGCGGACGGACGCCGAGUAAGCUGUGGUCGCAACUGGUACUCAGCGGCAUAUUCAAUCAUGUCAAGUGUAAUAAUUUUGCGAAUUCCACGUACAUACAUAUGUACAUAUGUUUGUGGUUAUGUGCGAUCCUUCGGGAGGGAGAACUGGAGGAUGAGACUUGGAAAGCAAGUGCUUCCUUUUGUCUCACCUUGGCAGAGACUGGGCACAACAUUGCAUGGAUGGUGGACAUAAACAAGCAUGUGUACAGACAUGUGCAUAUUACAGGAGUAUAUGGAAUUCGCGACGCAUUCAACCACUCCAGUUGGGAACCAAUUAAAGAACAUAUGGAUGGUAUUUUCAGGGUAUUUUUCAAUCGGAGCAUCCGCUAUAGCGUAACCUGUCGGUUCUCCUGUGCUUUGCAGCAUAUCGCAAACACACUCUGACAGAGACAGACAGACAAUGACGCUUCCCUGAUAAGUUUCAACCCAAAAAAGAGAAACAAGAAACGAAUGCAUAAACGUGCAGCAGAGAUACGAAACGGGAAUUGGUGAAAAUAAUGAACGGAAAUACAACAUUUUGGGGGAAUCCAACUCAUUAAAAAUUAUACUCCGAUAUGAUGUGAUAUGAUACGUUAUGAUUUGCGACUGGAGCAGGGAGACUUUCUUUAUUUCGCUCCGACCUGGUGGUUAACGCCAGAUGUCAGGGCCCUGACAUAGGUGUAACACCCAGGCGUGGAAAGGGUUUUUUGCCGUGGCCACUCUUGUGUAUUGGGCUUGCCUCAUUUUCACCUACACUGCCCGCUGUAACCCAUGUCAAAAUGUUUGGCUAAAGGCGAUUGCUAAAUACGUGGCCGGAUUUUGGGAGCAAGGUCCCGCCAUAUUGGCUUGCGGUGCACCUGUGGGUACUGGAGGGGACUGGCGUGGCUUGUCACUUGGUCCACGACCUCCACGCCAAACGCAACAUUCAAUUUCGGAUCUCAUUCGCCCUCAAACCCAUAUAUGCGGGCCGCAAUAAUUUCUCCUUUGCCGCCUUCUUCAACUUCAACGCCAACUUCUUUGUGUUGCCCUUUUCUUCUUAUCAGCUUUCUUCAUUUAUGCUACGCUGCGUUCUGGGACUCCGACUGCGACUGGGACUGGAGCCGGGACACGGCACAUCGUAUCGAGUCCAGGGCCCGGCCUGUUCUGUCUCAGUUUUUGAGGCCUCGGCAUUUGUAAUACGGUGGCAUAUAACACUUAAGUGCUUGUUGUUGUUUUAUAAGAUAAACUUUUGCAAAACCCACAUACAUACAUAUGUAUGUACAUAUGUGUGUGUGUACAUGUCUUCUGGCCAAAACUGAAAUGAAAGAGCUGGCCCAAUCACCCAAGCAGAGUGUGGGGAAAUGGGGUACCGUGAUGCCAAUUCCAUUUACUGGCACUUUCAUUAACCAACCCACCAAAAAGUAAACGAAUUGCAUUUGUAUUUUUAGUUCUCGCUGAAAGUUGCGGGUUGAUGCUGAUGCUGAUGCAGGGCUCAGAGAAUUGCCACUAAAGUUUGCUGUUACUCUGGAGGGAUUCGCGGAACUGUACUCGAAUGAUAUGAGUUUGUGUUUCAGAUUCGGCAAUAGAUAUCAAUCAGUUAUUCACAGUGAACGCUCGAUUCUCGCAUGGAAUGGGGCUUCACUUGUUAUUAUUUGUUUUAAAUGAAGGGCACUCUUUAAGUGG